Molecule: messenger RNA, 702 nt
Organism: Papilio machaon (common yellow swallowtail)
Lineage: Eukaryota; Metazoa; Arthropoda; Insecta; Lepidoptera; Papilionidae
Exons: 5
Coding region: 132-632 (166 amino acids)
Cellular component (GO): membrane
Source: RefSeq, a predicted model, not a curated record
UGACUCACCGUGGCAGUCAGUGCCAAAGAGUUGCAGUUGGUUUCACAACGUUCGCGUUGGAGUGUUGCUUUUAGUUAAUUUUAUAAACACGCAGUUUGUUUUUGUGGACAAAUAUAAUCCAUUGAAGCAUAAUGUCUCACACGGUGACGAUCACCCGGGCAACCACGGUGAGCACCGGUCAUGCAAUCAUCGUUAACAACGGCUACCUGGGAACAUUGCCCGGACUGCUUAAACUAGCACAACUGUUGCUGGGAGCGGCGUGCGUCGGCGUGGUGGGGUAUUACCUGGAGCCAGGUUUUUACCGGUACAACAACCAGAAGCCUGAGCUCUUCUAUCUGCUAGUAGCGGUCGCUUGUCUGGUCGGCACCUUCUGCUUGCUAACCGCCUGCCUCGUGUCCUUCACCACUGCUUCUAUGAUAUCGAAAACUAUUUACGAGGUGAUAUAUCACGGAGUCGCGUUUAUACUGUACUUAGCAGCGGGUUUAACACUCAUAAUUGAAGUUAAUCAUCAGAAAAAUAACUAUCGGAAUGAUUAUGACCCUUAUUUAGCUGCAGCGGUGAUGGGUCUUGUCAUGGCCGGUCUCUAUCUGCUCAGUACAUUCCUAGCGAAUCGUACCUACCGAGGUAUAUAAGAUGUAAUCGAUGUAAUGCAACUACAAUUUUGAGUCAUAUGUAUUCAAUACACCUUACGAUUUCGUUUGU